This is a messenger RNA of Porites evermanni, 14873 nucleotides long. The record is from the annotation of a GenBank genome assembly. NCBI's taxonomy places the organism in Eukaryota, Metazoa, Cnidaria, Anthozoa, Scleractinia, Poritidae.
AUGCAGCGCGAGCAAAGAACUGGGGAAAGUGAACAAAAUGGCGGCGAAUUUGGUGUCCGCCGCUUCUUCUCAAAAACCUUUGCGUAUUUUGUUGAUUUACACACCACAAGACAAAACACCAUUGAAAGACUAUUUCCAGCGAGGAUGCUGAAAUUUGAUGGAGUAUUUGCACCGCCUUCGCAGCGGUAAGUUAUAUGAGACAAUUUUAUUUGACUCUAUGGACAGCUGUACGGAGCACUAUGAUUAAGUUAAUAAUAGAGUCACUUUCACCAAAUGUCAUGGAUACAGUGUAAUUUUUUCUACUAUCCAUGACGAAAUCAAAAGAAGAGAAAGAUGAUUAGUUUAAUUGAAUGGAUAAAUAUGGUUAAAAAUUAGCUACAAUUCAUGAAUUACCUUCAGCUGUGAAACGUGUUAACAAAGGCUUCAACAAAAUCAGGAUGGGACUGGAUGAUUUGGAUCAACCCAUGUAGCUCACUAUUAAAAUGACAAGACAUUAGGGAUAAGAACGGGUUGAUCCAAUCUGGUCCGAUCCAGAUUUUGUCUACAGCCUGUUAACAACUUCAUGAAACAUUAAUUUUUAUUCCAUCCUUAUAAAGAGGAACCAGGAGUGGAGUAUUGCCAUUUCCAGUGUACUUUACAAUAGCCUAAGAAAACAGCCCACAUUUGGCGCGCCACCACUGGUUUCCCUUAGAAGCAACUUGUGAGAGCAUGAGAUAGGUCAUGAAAUCGUGAGACUUGGCAAGUCUGAAACAAGUGGUGGCAUCACGAAAUCUUCUCAGGCCAUAUUUUAAAACUGGAUCCUUUCAUGAAUAUGCAGUUCUUGUGUAUUGAUCACCUUUUCAGCCAUAGCUUAUGUGCCAUUAUACCUUCCCUAGUUUCUAAAGCUGCUCUGAAAGAGGCGUUUCACAACAACAAUGGUGAAGCAAACACCCACAGUGCCGAAAUUAGCGCUUUGAAUAAUGUAAGCUUCUUUGUCUUUCUUCUCCCACUGCAUUGUUUGUUCACCAGGGAGGUUAUUCUGUGCCGUGUGACUGUUUUAAUUUUGUGUUCUCUCACUUGGGUGGUUGUUGUUUGAUGGAAUCUACAUGCACAAUUCUGGUCAAAAUGUUUGGGACACUUUGUAUUUCAGGUGCAGAGGAUGCAAUUCAAAUUCACCCCCCUCUCCCCCGUUGACAGUGUUGGGUGUUACAAGUCAAACGCCUUUUACAUAUCUUGCACACGUUGAGGACCUCAACUUUGUUCAUAGGGGGAAAGUCUUUUCAAGGCCUUGUUUAUGAGUGUGUAUUACGGGUUAGCUGCAAAUUCCAUUAAAAAAAAAAACAAGUGAAAAAUUGGUGUUGUCCCAGAACCAUUUGGCCAGGAUUGUAGAUUCAUCUUUUUAUUUUUAGGAUUAAUUAAAUAAUUAUUACCAGCUGUAGUUUACACCGUACCUUCUCUUCCUGCAGGAACAGUGACUUCUACAGAACAAGAGUUUUCCCUCCUAAAAAAUUUGUUGCUGCUCAGCUUUCAGCGGGGAUAAAGAUAUUGUACAAAAAUCUUAAGAAUCAAAAGAAAACCCAUCAUCAAGGACAUGGUAAGAACCUCCAGAACCCAGGCAUUUACAAAACUCAGACAGGAACAUCAUAUUUACAUACCUACUGAGGAGGACAUUGGAGGAUACCCCAUACCGCAAUUUAAUGUGGAAUUGGGGAAAUACCGAAUUACCGGUAUCAUGUUGAAAUUGACAAAAUACCGAUACUGCAUUUAUGAUCAGUCACGCUUGCUUAAAAAUGUGUCCAUCUUGCGAGUUUGUUUAUCUCAAGCGUGUAUAUGUUACAGGUCAAAUUUGAUUUCAGUUUUAUUUUGAUUUAACUAAGGUUGAUUCUCAUUUUCCUUUGUUUCCUAGCUCUAAUUUAUGAAUAAUUAGGACUGGUUAAAAAAAUUUAACUUGAAAUCAAAUCUGACUUGUAACUUAUACACCAGCAAUCAACCUCAGCCAUUGCAAGAAAGUGUAAAAGGACCUCAAAUUGAUCAGUAGAAGCCUGGUUAUCGGAUUAGAGAGGAUAGCGCGAAUGAACGGUAUCACAAUACUGUGAAGGAACUCCUUUUACCGAAUACCAUUAGCAAAAGGAUGAAAAACCACAUACAUGUACGGUUACUGCAGGGCUAGAUGAUACUGCAAUACCACACAUUAAAAUCCAAAUUACCGAAAUACUGCUCGAAAAAAUGCUCAAUAUACUGCAAUAUCAUAAACCCCCAUGUCCCCUAGCCUGAAUUUCAUCCGAUUACUUCAAGUCGUUAUUACUCCCUCAGUAAUGUCGUUGUUGAGAGGAGAAAACGACUCGAAGCAAUCGGCUGAAUUUCAGGCUACAUGUCCCCCUCCUUACAAGACAAUAAUACCCACAGUAUUUCCUUUAACUAAUUAAGUUGAUCCAAUUCAGGUUUUGUACCUGCCCCCAGUGCAGAACUUGUUCUUCCUGGGCAGGUAUUGUUAAGUUUCAAAAUUACUAACAAUAAAGCAUCAGCUCGUAGUAAGGCAGUAAAUGACAAGAUUUCAUUGCAAUUGCUUUGAUGAAUUCCUAAUCUAGGUGGUCGCUUAUGAGAGCUUUGUCUACAGGUGUGUAAAUACUAAUUCAAGGUUACCAAAUUGGUUACAAGUUGUCUGUCUCUUUCUAAUUCCAGGAUCUCAGACGGAUAAAGGUGGAAAAUUUCAGCCACAUUAUCCAGGUGCUAUAUUAACUGUAUCAGUCAAGGUGUCGCUAAGCUUUCUUACUAGAGCUGUAGACUGCGUGGCUCCUGGUCUGUUACAAUAACCAGCCUAGCAAAAUCUAUCAGAGUUGUGAAGUGCUUCCAGUAAAAUUGUAGUAAUUAUUUUCGUUAAUUGUUUUAUGUCUGUGAGCUUUAAACACACCCAUAAAGAUACAUUUAUCUUCCUUUACUCAGAUUUAAUUAGGUUUGACAUUUUUCUGACUGUCUGCAAUCUUUUUCAGUUCCCUUGCUUGCUGGCAGGUACAAAUUUGUUCAAGUGAUCGGACAAGGACAGUCUGCAGUUAUUGUUUCCGCUGAGGUGAGAAGGCAACUGCAAAACCUGCUACAGUUACAGUAUGUCUGGUAACUAAAACAACUGAGAUGUAAUAAUAGAUUACUUGUUAAUUUAGCUGUUGCAUUUUGCCCCCAGAAUGUUCAGUCUUUUUCAUUGUGAUUAGAGAUUAUGAUGGUUCUCAUCAUUAAAAUGUUUGUUGUUCAUUACAACAGGAUACCUUUCACCCUGAUAAGAAACCAGUUGCUGUUAAAGUGAUGAAUAUAGAUUAUGCAAGGCUUGGUGCUCAGGUGCUGUAUGUAAGCGUUAGCAUGAACAUUGUAUAUGUUGCACAGUACAUUUUUGUUUUUCCUUUGUUUCAAAUAAACAUAACUAAAAACAAAGGAAAAACAACAGUGUGACGAAGAAGUGUGACGUCACAUUACCAUGGUAGCAAAACUUCUAAAUCACAACCAUAAGGAGCUAAAGCAAUGACGACGGCAACGGCAACGGCAAUGACAACAGCAAAAAAGCAAUGCAUGUAGGUAUAUUUUCGCAAAAAAACUCUUUUGCAUGUGCAUCACGCGUUUUUGUACAUUUUGUAGCCAUCAUUGCACAUAAUUGAUAAAACUUCCUAAUUUCAUGCUCCCACUUUAUGAAUUACGUAGGUGAACACAGCAUAAAAAUUUUGUUUUUCUUUUUCUAAACUUUCAAAUCAGUAGAUACAGUUCUUUUCAGAUUCUAAUUCAAUACUGACAAAAUUUUCAGAUAUAUCAGUUACUCCACACACUGUUAUCUGUUUUACGAAAUUGUUGCAGCACCUAACCAUGCGCUAUUGUCAAAUUAGCUUAAAUGUAAUAAAGAACUGAAAGAUGUAUUUUGGAUUUGUUGGGGUUUAAAUUUUUCCUUGGUUUAACAUUUUUCAAACCAGUUUAUUUUUUGUUUUGCUUUGUCUCUGAUUAUGGUAAUUGAUUUUAGACAAAGGAAAGUAAAAAAUUAAACUGGUUUGAAAAAUUUUAAACCAAGAAAAGAUUUGAACCACAACAGAUUUAUGCUUGUAAUAUUAAGAUCUUCUCUUUUCCAACAUCCACUUUACAUAAUUAUGUUUUCUUUACAUGGUAUUAUUGUUGUUCCGAUUGAAACUAACUGCAUGGCUGAUUUGUCAAACCAACUCAUGAGUUACAUGUACCAGCAAAGUGACAACAGUGACAGUGUGUAGAGACAUUUUGGACAGAUUUCUGUUACUAUUGUUUUUUUUCUAUUAAUGUUACAUUUUAGGAGGCAGAAUUUCUUAAGCAACUGAACAAGGCAGAUGGCCUCAAAGUUUCCAGAACAGUCCAGUUGUUUGUAAGUACAUAACCUAAAUUGAAGGGUAGCCUGAAAAAAAAGCCUAACUGACUUCAUUUAUAACCACCAGACUCUCUCCAGAGAGAGGAACAGUACAAACUUUCUGGGUUAGCCAUCUACUUUCAGUAAAAUUAUUAGUAUUGUUUUGUUCCAUAAAUAAGUCUGUCUUAAUAAGUCAUUCUUAUUAAUUAUUAUUAUUCCUGGUAUUUUCAGAACACAUUCAACUUUGAUGGUCAUUACUGCUUGGUCUUUGAACUUUUACGACCAAGGCCACUGCAUCAAUAUUUUCAGGUGAGAUUUUUUUAUUUAGACUACAUAAUUAGUAGUUAUACAAUGUAUAUAAUAUUUAUCUUCAAAUGUUUAACAACGUGAAAAUGAUCAGAAGGUGUUGAUUCCCAGGCUACUCUUCAUAUGAACCCAGAAACUUGAAAUCUUAGUGACACCCCUGUACUUUUAUUUUUUAUUUAUUUUUUGGAUAACCCGGUGUUUAUCGACAAUAUUCAGUGCCUGUCCAUGUUGUUUUCUUCAAUUUUGAGCUGGUUGUCAAAAAUUAAUUCACAUUUCCUGAUCAUGGAUAGGAAAGCAGUCAUGUAUAUUAUGAUCUCAUUCAAUAUUGUUAUUUAUUUUUAGAGGUGUCAGUUUGAAAGUGAGGUGAGAACUGGAGAACUUUUAAAAGGUUUUACCUUUAGCAUUUAUAAAAGUACCAAUUAUACAUUGUAGAUAUUGUAUGUAAGGCUCUUUCUUAUUUUGCUUUUAUUACCCAGUCAAACUAGGCCAAACUUUUCCUUACAAAUUCCAUUAUUUGAUGCUAGGAUUAUUUGAAAAUUGACUCCAUUUAUUAAGCAGUUGUUGACCACUAUAAUUUUUGCAUUCCUCAAUGCAUAGAUGAGCAGUGAAUUCACACAUAAGGUGGGAAAAAAUUCCUGCCAGGUCAUUUUUCAUUAUGUUGAUCUAUAAAUUUCUUCAUAAAGGAAUUAAUUCUCAUCCUUUUGAAAGUCUAAAAAAAUAAUCUAACAAAAUUACUGAGAAGUUGUUCUGAAGUUCAAAAUUGGCUGCUCAUUAAGCAUGCAAUAAAGUAGAUAUCUAAAUUAUUUUGAUGUUAGUAGUGGCAACAGUUUUUUUCGUAUCGAAUCUAUGGAGGUACACUUAACCGGAUUUGACUGUAAUUUUUUUGGAAGAACAGGACAUGCCAUUCGAUAGGCCAUCAUUCCUUUUGUAUACAAUGUACAUACACAUUAAUUUAAUAGCAGACAUCUUCUGUGGUAAGAGGUAUGAAAUCGUGACUUGACUUUAUUAAUGGUCCUUUGUUAAUUCUUUUCUAUGACAGGAAACAAAACUUAAAGUUAUCAGGAAAAUAGCUUUACAAGUGAGUCAUGCACCAUUGUACAUGUAUUUCUUGGAACAGAGAGUGAAGAUGAGCUGCAAAACCUGUGACUAUGAAUUAUUACUGUGAAGUGAAGUGCAAGAAGUAAAAUGAGGGGUUACUUCAUGGUUGAUGAGUGUUCAGUAUACCUCCUGAAAAAAAAUGAUAAUAGUAGAUACGGCAGACUUGUUUAUGGUUGAUAAAAAGUAUCCCCUGGCUUUUACAGUUUUAGUUAAUGUUAUUUCAAUGCCAAAAUGAUAUGUAAUUAUUUUAUAUGAAUUUAAAGACAUCAAAAUGAGCAUUUUAUAUAACCUUCAUUAUGUUAACAAAAACUCUAUGAAGUACAUUUUUUGGCACACAUCAAUCUAUGUAUAUAUAUAUAGCAAUCAGAUUGUUUUGUUUUAUGACACUAUUUUAAUUUGUCAAUUUCAGCUUUUACAAGUUCUUGGAUUCCUCAAGAGGUAAACUUAUCCGAUUCUGAGCUAUUAAUGUUAACUGAGUUACAAUAAACACUGAAAAGUUGGCUGGUGAAGAGAUGAGAACUUCUGCAGUUUAUUAGGUUGUUAGUAAAGAGAAGACGGCCCUUUUGCUGAAUUUAUAAUCAAAAACAUUUACAAUGGAAAUUUUAUUCACCUUAAACAGUAUGGAGUUCCCUCAUGGGGUCAAAUGAGCCAAAAACCAUCAGGAGUCUUUUUAAUCCAGUCCUAUCCUAAUCCCUGUUCAAAUCACCAACACGUUCCAAAAGGCAAAAUAAUCUGCUACUUUGAGGUAAUGGUGGCUUAUUCCUCGCAUGCCAGGAUGAAAGGAAGGAGACACUGAGGGCAGGUUAAGGCUGCCACUGGAGAGAUAUGUGCUACACUUACUGCCCUUUCUUUCUGAUACCUGCAUUUUUCCUGUAUGGAUCUCCUCCUUUUAGUUUCGAUGAUUCAUGUGGUAUGUCAGCUGUAGCAAAUUGACUCCUAUGUUAGUCCUUGAAGCACUUCCUUGGGUAACCCUGGUUGCAUUUACCAUCUUGGAGAUUGCCCAAGAAAACUGCUUUUGGUAGGCACGUUCCUCUGUCCUUCUUCUAUGUCCUGCACUGUGCAGUUGUGGUUGAAGCAAGAUGGAUUCAAUGCUUGGUAUUUUAGCCCUUUUAAGAACAGCGUCAUUUAAAAAUUUAAUUAUGGCAUUUAAUUCCACAAAUUGUUCACAAACAGCAUUGAUGAAAACGUUCCACAAUCUGACCUGCCUGUGGUAGAGAACCAAUGCCAGGCCUCUGCACCAUACCAGAGCAUUUGAGGGAUGAGGACAGUGAGCGAUUCUGCUGACAACAUUUACAGACUGUACAGUUCCAAUGGAACUUCUUAUUCUCUAUGUUUUCAUCGUAAUUCAAGACUUGUUGAGCUAUUACACUCAAGACAAAUAACCUUAAGCCUUACAAAUAAUUAUCAUUUUAUUACACAGAGAGAAUGUCAUCCAUGCUGACCUAAAACCAGAAAACAUUCUUAUUGAAGAAGGUUUGUAAAUCACUAAGACUUACUUGAAAUAGAGGUGUAUUUACUUUUCCCUGUCAGAGCAAGGGCAGGUAUGGCAUGGGGCCAGGUAACCAGGUGACUCCAUCUCUCCAUAGCUUGAAGGCACAUCCUGGGCACCUGUGACUGUCCCAUUUAUUACCCCUUUCAUGGGUUAUAGUUGUCAAAGGCAUACAGGUCUCUUUUAGGGCAUAACUGAGUGUGUCCUCUGAGGCUAGGUGUCUUCACCAAGUGCUUCACCUGAGCAUGUGUAUGAAACUGCUUAGGCAUGACUGACAUCUACAAGAUGCAUGCAGGUCCUUACCUCAACAGCUGAGUCUACAUGGAAGAUGGCACACCUACGCUUGCGUAAAGAUAUAUUUUUAGUUGAUUUACGUGAUUUUCAAUUGUUGGGAACCCAUCACCUAGAGAUUCCAUCUUCUGCUAACAGCAUAAUAGACUUUCAGCACAUUUUACAGACUUCUUUUCUUGCCAAAAUAUGCUGUGUUCAUAAGUACAUGAACUUCCCUCCCUAGUUUCUUUCAGACAAAGUGGAAUGACUACUUGUUGGUAAAACUGGUUAAAUUCCUUAGUUUGGCACUUCAUUUUUAGUGCUAUGUCUAUUAGGAGAUCUAUUGAUUCAUUCUGAGCAUAAAACACUCUCUUAAUGUCUCCAAAUACUUUGACUUUAUUUUGUACAUUUGUAGCUACAUUGUACAAGUAACAGUCAUUUUAUCCACAAAAAGGUGUUGUUGGUGUUUCGUAUUACACAUUAAAUUUUAUUUACUUUCUGUCUACUGACAGUUUGGUCAAAAGACAUCAGAUUGGGGCUAAUGUAGUAAUAAUAUGUGCUGUAAGACAUUGAUAUUAAUCGUCAAAGUGAUGUCACUGGACUAAACUGACUGCACAUAGAAACACUAGAAAACAUUUGUGUUGAUGUUUAGGUGAAGAAAUCAAGAUAAAAGUGAUUGACUUUGGAAAUGCAAUACGAUAUGUUCAUAGAGAGGUAUGUUGGAUCAUAGUCACAACACCAUGAUUACACUGCAUAUUACAUGAUCCAUCACUUCUGUUCUUUUCAUCCCUAAAGUAUUGUAAUCCUUAAGUAUUGUAUUGUUUUCUUAUUGGGAAUCUCUUGAGUGCUUUUAUUUUUCAAGCACAGUUGACUGUGGGCAACAUGUCAAACAUGGCACUGCUUCUUGUGGGCACCUUGAUCAUGGGCAUGAUGGGGACCAUACCAUGGUCAUUGUGGGCAUUGGUUACUGUAGGCACUGUGGUCAUUAUGGGCACUCUCAUGUUCAUGGGCACUGUCAUGAAUCGAAGGAAACCAUGGUCACUGUGGCCACCAUGUUCUUUGUGAGCAUUGUGGUCAUCAUGCACACCAUGUUCAUAGUGAGCAGCAGUCAUCUGUGAGUAUUGUCUUCAUUGUGGGCACCUUGUUCAUCGUGCAUAUUGUAGGCACUGUGGUCAUCAUUGAGUCUGUGCUAAUUGUUGAAACUGUGAUUAUGGUCAGCUCUGAGUUUAUCUUGAGUACGAUGGUCAUCAUGGGCAGGUAGUCAUUGUUGGCCCUGGGUCACCAUGGACACUGGUCAUUGUGGACACUGUUGUCAUUGUAGGCACUAUAGUCAGUUUGGGCAACACGGUUGUCAUGGGCACUACAGUCACUGUGGGACCAAUUCUUAUUGACGGCACCUUAGUCCUCUUGGGCACUUUUUGUGAUAGCCACCUUGCCUAGUCCCCAUACGGCGUUUUCCCAGUCCCUCUCGGUCAAUUCACUUCGGUGACGUAUCCGGAGGCGAAAGGGCGGGAAACGCCCUCACAUUUUCGCUUGGACCACAUGACCCGAAACGCUUUGGCCAAGCGGAAUAAUGAGAUCUAGGAACUAGGCAAAUGGGCACCAUAGUUAUUGCGGUCACUGUUGUCAUCGUGGACAUUAUGAUAAUUGUGGGCAGCAUGUUGAUCUUGCGCAAUUUAAUCAUCUUUGACACUGUGGUCAUUGUAGGCACCUUGGACCCACAUUGACUAUUAUUACUGCAUUAUGUUAAAAAUUAAUGACUUGGCAGCAUAGUCAACCGAGUAUUUUGUCUUCUUUCCCUUACAGGUUUCCCUUUAUUAUGAUGAGUUUGAUCUACAGACAAUAAUUUACAGAGCACCAGAGGUGAACAAUGGCUUUUAAUGGCUCCUAAUAAUUAACUGAUUACCCAUAGUAAUUUCUUUAUCCCGAUAAAUUUGAAGGCGCUGCAGCGUUAUUUCGAUGAUUAUUUUUCAAAAAGAAGCAUCGCUUUUUCAAGGGGGAAACAUGUUUAUUCACUGCUUAAUAUCUCUAUGAAAAGCUGUUUAUAGUUAAAAAGUACCAUAAUAGGUGAAUACGACAACGAGAUGUUGUAGGUAGUAACAUCCAAAGUGAACUUUUAGUGUUGCUCUUUUAACAAAUAAGCCACAGAUGUAAAUGAAAUUUUGUUUAGGAGUCACCGACAUUACUAAUAAUUAUAAUAAUUUACAUUUAUAUGGCGCAAACCUCUAUAUGAAUAUAUUCGUUUGCGCUUUACAAUAUUGUUAUAUUAAAUUUAUUUCAAAGGUGACUAAAGCGUGAGAAACUAUAAAAAACUACAAUAAAAAGGAUUAAAAACUAUAAAAAAACCUACAAUAAAAGCCAACAAUUAAAUCUAUUUAAAAGCUAAAUUAAAAAAAAGUGAGUUUUAACAGCAGUCUUAAAAGUGUCCAAUGUCUUCAUGUUGCGAAUAGCCGAAGGUAAUGCAUUCCAGAGAUAAGGUGCAGCUGACUGGAGAGAGAUGUUAAGACAGUUUUUCUAUAAAGUCAAGAAUCCCUUGCAUUUCUAGUUUGUUUUAAUCAAGGUCGUGUUGCAUUCUCCACAGGUGAUGUUUGGUGUCCCUUUUGGGCAGGAAAUUGACAUGUGGUCCGUCGGAUGUAUUUUAGCUGAGGUGAAAAAGUUUUUCAUUAAAUCCAAACUAGAAUAAUAGAUUCAGGAUACACAGUUUCUGCCUACUGGUACGGGCGGGGGAACAUGUAUCAUCGUUCUACCUGGUACUCUAGUUGACGGGUAUGGAACAGUAAUGUAACCCUAUCUGUACAUAGAAGCGGUGUAUCUUCAGACAACGGUUUCCCUACUUUCGAGUUCGCUACCUACAUAUUCGUCUCGCGGCCUAUUGGCAAAGUCCAAUACUUGCACCCUUUGGGGAGCAAGCUUUGAAGAAUGAGAAAUAUAUGAAAAGACCUUUUUUCUAGAGCGAUUCAAGGAAUAUUUUCAGUGGUUUACAGAAAGCAAUAUGUAGCGAAUUUGUUGCGAACUAGGACGUAGCGAAAUCGACGAAUAGCGAAACCGGUUGUUGCCAUCUUCAGGCCCCAGUUGUUCAAUCAGUGGAUAUUACUGUCCAUGGGAUAAGUAUUAGGAAAACCCAUUGCCCCAUCCACUUGAUAGAAUGUAUGGGGCAAUGGGUAGCAUUAUCCUUCUUUUUAACAACGGGGGCCCAGUCUGUAAUUUUAUAGUCAAAGACAGAAAAUUAUGUGCUGUGACAUGUUGGGAUAUUUGAUGAAGUACUAGAAGCCUUGUUUUAAGAGAAUUUUGUCUAAGUCGUGCACUUUAACUACAACCCUUUCCUGUAUUGCUGCUUCAAGUUUUAAACUCUCCAAUCGCUUUUUAAGGAGGCUAAACAUAUUUUUCAGGGCGAUACCUUCCAAGUUUGAGCAUUUAAACUACGUCGAAUGAUCAGUUCAGUGCAGAGAAAGCGGCUGCAAGUAACAUAGGUAAUGAUGUAAUUACACCUAGAUGUCAACGUGACACUGGUCAUAACAAAUUUUCAUCUAUUUCUGAUAAUAUUGUAAUGAUGGUUUUCUUAUAUCUUUGUUAAUAGCGACGUAGUUAAUGCUCAAACUUGGGAGGUAUUGGCCCUAACAAUCCAUUCAGAUUCUUCUCCAAGUUACCGCCGUACGUAUCUAAUAACUGUGUUCUCUUUUUUAGUUGCACAUUGGCAAACCCCUAUUUUUAGGACGAACCAAACCUGAAAUACUGCAAGUGGUGAGUAACUGAUCUACUGUGUCUGUAACAUAAGAAAACAGCCUCCACUCAUCGGACCCCGCCGCUCUCUGGUCACUGUAUUGAUCUAAUGUAACUGUCUUUUACCUCGUUUGAGUUAGGAAGACAGAAUAGCCCAAUUUAUAGUUUCUGGUGGAAGCGUGGUUGAAGUUGGCCUUAACUGAUGGAAUUCUUCUUUAAGGUGAUGAUACACGGGACGAUGCGCAACGACGAUUUUUAGCGCAACACAGCGUUGCAAUGCUGGAACAGUGUUGUAACCAUUCGAAACAAUGUCGCAACAAUAUUGCAACACUGUGUUACGCGAAAAAUCGUCGUUGCGAAUCGUCUCGUGGAACAUCACCUUUAAGCUGAAAAGGAACCAUUGGUCGCUUAAUGAAGGUCCUCUUGCCGCGAAGAAGAAUGUGUCCGAAUAACUGGAGGUUACUGAAUAGAGGCUCGAUUGUAUUUUUCUCAACAUUUUUAUAAUAAAAGCAGGAGGGUUUGUAUCACAACAGUCAACCCAACCACACAAUGCAAACUACCCCAUUACCAGAGACCUCCUUUGCAACUCCCCCAAUGAACGCUUUGAGUCCCUAGUUUAUCUUUCGCCAGUCUUGAGAAACUGCGUAUUUUCAAAGAAUCUUUGCUUUGUAGUUAUACCUUCGUAUGACUUCUUACUCAGGUAACCUCCAUCCUGGGUCACUUACCGAAGAGUCCUUUCCAGUCCGGCAAGUUUUUUCCAGACUUAUCAGAAUUUGUUGCUCAAACUCCAGGUAAGUUUCAUAUCAGACGUGAAAAAGGCAGCGUUACGAAAUUUGGAGUAACCCAAAAAUGUGUUCGCAGCAAUGAAAACAUAAAAAGUGUUUGGUUUUCUUCAGAAAUACCCCAUAAUUGCCUUGCCUUUGACCACUAAUAAAGACGCGGUAAAGGAAGGACACUUGAAAGGAAAGACUAACCGUUUUCCAGUGGCGGCGUUAGAGAGAUUUAUAAUCAAGUUUACGGCAAACGUCAAUUUCAAGGUGACAGUUGUUCAAAAUAGGAAGUGAACAGAUAAAAAAACUGUACAAACUAAUUCUUAUGGAUGAAACUGGCGUAAAAAUACUAACUUUUUUGUGAAUGUAAUGAACAGUCAACUGGUUAAUUAUAGGUAAAGGGAAACUUGGUCACGUGGUACAAAUUGAUGUUUGACGUAAACGUGAUUUCAAAUCUCUCCAUUGUGACACGUGAAAAUCGUUAAAAAAGAUACCUGUCACUUUCUUCAUUUUCCACGAAAUCACUUAAAAUCGACCUUCUUAUUGUGGGAGUCUUUUGUGUAUCAGCUCUCACUCCUGGAAUGAAUGAUGUGUUGUAACGGGAAUUAAACGAGUCCUGUUUGCGGUGUUUUUACCGGUCCCGGGCCUUGUGGAAUUCCCGUAAAAAACCCGGCCCUUUAAAGCCAGGACGAUACGCUCAUGGUAACGCACAAAAAUGGUUCGACCCAAACAGAGGCUUUAACUAAAUAAUGAAAAGGAGAUCAUUGCCAAAUUUUUAGAGGACAAGGAAAUACUCAAGGUUUUAUCCAAACUUUUAAGUUGAUAUGACUAAAAGUAGCGCCUACACAUUUAUUGGUGAUCUUUUAAGCUAUUUUCGCUUUCCUUGGUCUGGUAAUGGCCUGCCCGCCUUCUUGGAGUACAAAAUCAACUUUCAUAGGGUCGUACAUGGAGUACAAACUACACACUAUUUUGAGUCUAACUGUGGCAUCUAGUUAUUCCUUGCGUAAAUUAAUUUUGGUAUCAUAUAGUGUGGAAAGGCUUAUUACCGGGAUGUGAUGCGUCACCUUAAUUAUGCGACUAAAGUUUCAUGGACCAAUCAUGUUUGCAUGGGGCUCAGUUCCACUGCAGUUUUUUCAGACUUGGUGAAGGGAAUUGCCGUGCUGUUGUCCCUUUAGGGACUGUUUACAUGGAGGUGGAGGACCCCAGGUAGGUGGGGUAACCCUCCUGUCCAUAUAAUCUCUCAUAUGGUCACCCCACCUAUCACGUAAACGUGAUCACAUUAAAAUAAAAGAUUAUAUGAGCAGGCGGGUUACCCCACCUAAGCUUGUCAACUCACCUACCUGGUGUCUCCCACCUCUCUGUAAACAGGCCCUUAAAAAGUGUCAGUAGGCCAGCAAAAGGAGUUAAACUUUCUCUAUUUUUUUCCUGCUUUCAGAAGCCAACCAGCUCCACCUUGUAACUUCCUUAAUGAAAAAUGUGCUUCAUUCACGGAAUUUUGCCUUUGCUAGUUUUCUGGUUGGUUUGCUGCAGUACAAGCCAAGUAAGUGUGGCUGUUACUAGUAGCAUUGGGCAGACCUCGUGACCCUAAUACGGAUACUGGUUUGCAGCCCGGAAUAAUGAGGGCUGGGGACGAGGCAAGGUAGCAGCCAGGCUGGAAAUGAUCUUGUUUUGAUAAAGUCCUUCCUAAUUCCUUAUGAAAAUGAUGUUCAUCUUUUCUUACUAUUUUUUAAUAUAAUUUGCAUGAGAAAAGCUGGUAUAUUUGUAUCGAAACAAGGUGAACCAAAGCACUCAUUCACUGUAGUAAGGUGGGGUACUCGCACCAUGUAAGGGAAUCCAGAUUCCGGGAUCCGGGAAAAUUUUGCUUGUGGAAUCCGGAAUCUUUUCUUUUGUUUUCUUUUCUUAAGACGCUUUUUAGCUAAUGGCGCUUGCCAAAAGAUAGGACUGGCCAGCGCGACGGAUCAUUAUUUAUUAAAAAUGCAAUUGAUUUUUUUUAUUUUUUUCGAGAGUUCUCCUAUCACUGUUGUGAGACUUUUUUUAGGAACAGAUUGAUCUGGCUGGAUGGUCUUUUGAAAUUAAAGGGAAUGGAGAGGAGAAGUCGUUUCUUCGCGUUGCCAUGGUAGCAAAAUUUCUUGUCCUCAACAAACUGUUUCCUGCAAAAUUGACGUGUAUGACUUUCCUGUGGUAUAAUUGUACUUAGGAACAAAACGGUAGCCCAUGCAUGUUUUUUCUUUCACCGUUCGACAAUGCCAAUGACCGUCCCUGUCAAACAAAAUUGUUGACAUACAGAAAUUUUGCCACCAUGAGAACGUGAUAUCACACUUUUCCUCUCUAUUCUGUACGACUUAACUGUUCUGACAGUGAUUGGUUUCAAUUUAGGAGUCAUUUCAUAAGUGAGUUGAAUAUGAUCGUCUGGGUAGUCCUGUGUAAGACUGUUGAUGACAGUGACCGACGUUUUGCCAACCUUUGCGAUAGUCAUUUUCAGAGUCUAAGUGAGCUGUAUUACGUUUAAUGGGGCGGCACCCAAAGGGUUGAUUUCCAGUUUCGUGCAAUUCUUACGUGCGUACGUGCAUAAAAUUUAAGUUCGCAAAUAAAAUAGAGGCAAUGCAUGAAAGGUCGCUCGUAAGCGUAAAAGUUGAACCUCGCUCACCUUCUCGUUUAAGCUCAGCAGUUUUCGUCUUGCCUCUAUUUUAUUUACGUGCGUUAACGUGCGUAGCUAAAAACGCGCCAGUAAAAAUCAACCUUAAGUUUAGUUCUUGCGUAGUUAGACAAUUGAACUGUAUCUUUUUGUGAUGUAGGUGAACGGCUGUCGCCGUGUCAAGCAGCUAUGCAUCCGUUCUUGGCUCCAGAUUUACCAUUUUGUUAUUUGCUGCCACAACACGGAGAUAAGCUCAUA